This is a messenger RNA of Cyprinus carpio (common carp), 3156 nucleotides long. It is a transcript of the gene c6.2, whose product is annotated as complement C6, tandem duplicate 2. Gene Ontology annotation, cellular component: membrane attack complex. Gene Ontology annotation, biological process: immune response. Lineage: Eukaryota; Metazoa; Chordata; Actinopteri; Cypriniformes; Cyprinidae. The record is from RefSeq and is a predicted model, not a curated record. Gene Ontology annotation, molecular function: protein binding.
UGAGAGAAUGCUUUAAGACAAUUCAUCCAGGUCAGAAUCAGAGUUACUUUCCAGAGUAGCUGAUUGUGCAUCUGUCUCUCUGAUUUUAAUGUUUAUUCAUAUUGCAGUCCAACUCAGAGGCUAAAAUUACACGUGAUAGUGUGCUUACAUGCUUUUGGAGGAGUCUGAAAUUGAGUUAUUAUUCAUUAAGCUCAUGUACUAUUAGGUUUCUGCAGCUCUUCUCAAGAAACUGUCUGUGUUCCAACUGGCUUUCUUCUCUAUGGAUCGUGCUACCAUUCCCCUCGUCCUACUCUGCACCCUGGCUUCAUUUACUCCCAUUAUGGGAUGUUUCUGUGACCAUUACCCAUGGAGUUCAUGGUCCUAUUGCACCAAAACCUGUAACUCUGGUACCCAAGCACGAACAAGGACUGUACGCAAUGAUGAGCACUGGAACAAAAACAAUUGUUUCCAGUACUGUCAGACUCAUGAGACCAGAGCAUGCAGUGUUGAGGCUUGUCCCAUACACUGUCAGCUGACUGAGUUUGGACCCUGGUCCGAAUGCUCGCCGUGUGCCAAAAAAUCUUUCAGAACCAGGUCUGUUUUGAGGCCAGCUCAAUUUGGGGGGGACGACUGUAGUCCAUCUCUUACAGAGGAAAGAGCCUGCCAUCCCUCCAAGGAAUGUGGGAUUGAUCCUGUCAACUGUAAAGACAAGUUCACCUGUGACAGUGGAAGAUGUAUAAGCGCUACUCUGCAGUGCAACAAGCAGAACGACUGUGGAGACAACUCUGAUGAAAGAGACUGUGAGCAGACAAAAAGCGUGUGUGCAAGUGAACGGAUAUUUGCUUUCAUUCCUGGAGCAGACCUGAUUGGUUAUGGAUUUGAUGCUGCAGCAGAGCAGAUGAGAGGCGCUGUUUUGGACAACUCAUUCAUGGGUGGUGCAUGCACUCUACAAAGACACAGGAGAAACUACUACAGAAUCCCUGCCAACAUUGAGAGAUAUGAAAUCAAGGUAGAAAAUCUUGAGGAUAUUAAAGUGCAAGAAAUCAACGCCCAAAAAGUCAACUUGGCCGAAGAAUCACAACGUUUAUUCCUCAAAGAGGCAGUGAAAUCAUCUCAACAAAAGGACUCUGAGUUUUACAGGGUGCAUCAGGUUGUUGCCACAUCAACAUUCAGACUGAAAUCCUCUGGCCUCUACUUAGCAGACCAGUUCCUUCAGUUUCUGAACAGUCUGCCACUGGAAUACAACUACGCCCUUUACAGACAGAUCUUCCAGCUGUUUGGGACACAUUAUUUCAGCUCUGGGACAUUAGGGGGGAAGUAUGACCUCCUUUUCCAAUAUGAUCGAGAAGAACUAAAAACCAAUGGACUGACAGAAGCAGAUAUGAAUAGUUGUUUUAGUCAAGAUUCCUCCAUCUUUACUAUAUUCUAUAACAGAAAAUCAUAUAGUUCCACAUGUGGGAAACAUACGGUACAAACCAAAUAUGAAGGGUCAAUUGUAAAAGCAGCAGAGAAGUGUAUCACGACAGUGCAAGGAGGGAGAGCUGAAUUUACAGCAGCCCUGGCCUGGGAGAAGAGGGGUGUAUCGCCAGACAGCACCACAUACCAGGACUGGGUCAAAUCUACAAUAGACAAUCCAACUGUUAUAGAUUUUGAGCUUUUGCCUUUAGUGGAUUUGGUUCGGGGCUUCCCUUGUGCUGUGACGAAGAGAAGGCAUCUUUAUAAGGCACUGGAAGAAUAUCAGACUGAAUUUGAUUCCUGCAAAUGUGCCCCCUGCCCAAACAAUGCUCGGCCUGCUCUUUCUGGAACAGAGUGCAUUUGUAUUUGCCAGACAGGGACCUAUGGAGCAAACUGCGAGAAACGAGCCCGGGACUAUACUUCAGACAAAGUUGAUGGGCGCUGGAGUUGCUGGAGCUCUUGGAGUACUUGUGACGCCACCUUGAAGAAGCAUCGCUCACGGACCUGUAACAACCCUGCACCGCAGCAAGGAGGCAGACCCUGCCAAGGCCCUGAGAAACAGGUGGAGGAAUGCACCAUCUCUAUUUUCCAGACGCAAAAUGUGUGCAUUAAUGAUGAUGACUUUGAGACUGAAGGGUCCCGUGAGAGCCAGUUGCCCCCUGGAGCUUCUGGCUGUCCAAAACCCCAUUCACCUGCCAACAGCCACCUGAGGAUCAACAAACGUCAGUACGAUUAUGGAGACCACGAGGAGUUUGUUUGCUUCACUGGUUUUAAACUGGAUGGAUACCAGCUCAUUCACUGUUUGCAAGAUGGAACUUGGGAGAAACCAAAGGGACGGUGCAUUAAACACAUUUGCUCCAAACCAACAGUACCUGAUGGCAUGACGAUAUACCCAGACAAAACAGAGUUUCAAGUAGGAAGUGACAUCAUGCUGGCCUGCUUAGAGAGUGGCAUGAGUCCCUCAGGGCGUCAAUAUUACACGUGUGGGAAAAGUCUUGUUUGGGAGCCAAACAUCCCACAAGACAUACACUGCAAGAUAGAUAAACCCUUUGUACCAGACAGCAACUGUAAACCAGGAGAGAUUCAUGAUGGGACUAAAUGCAUCUGCAUGUCCAAAGAGAGAUGCAGAAAUUACAGAGCAGAUUUGUGUGUCUUUGACGCUGACAAGGAGACUGCCAUUAUGAUGUCCCUCUGUGCAUUUCAUGCUGACCGUUGUCAUGGAGACAGAUUAUACUUUAUGAAUAAUGGACCAUGCAAAACCGACGCAGGCAGUCUGGACUGGGCCAAAUUCAGGGCCAGUGUUUCUGAGCAGAGCUCGGUGCGGGAGCCCUGCGGUUCAGACACCUGUUACGACUGGGAGACCUGCUCAGUAUCAAAAACUUGUGAGUGCAAAAUCCCCAGAGAAUGUUCCAAAGAUGGGAAACAAAUGUACUGCUUGAAAAUUGUGAGAACGCAAAGCACACGGAGCUUGAAUCUGUGCUUCAUGGCUGCCAUGAAGUGCAGCAAGAUGGAGUUUGAGCUUCUGCAUGAAGGUCCUUGUGCAAGUUCUUAAUUGUGCACCAAUUUUGUAGACAUUUUCACAGCUGAAAUGCUCACUUAUUAUUGAUUUGUACAGAUAACCCAUUGUUGUUUUAUAGUCACACACAGCAUGCUAUGCAGUUAUUCUUUGAGCUGUCUAGAUAUUGAUGUGGAACUUCACAAUAAAACAUUAUCAGACUUUCA